AUGUAGUAUUCUGGGCAAUUUAGUAAUAUUAAAGAAAAUAAAACAAGUGAAAUUUUGUCAGAGUUCGCAGAAGAAUUCAAGAGAAUAUUUAACAUCGUUCGUUUAGAAGUAUAUGAUGUUUCUAUAUAUUAGCUAAUGAAUAAUAUAUGAAGAGCCUAACUAAUAAUGUUUAAAAUAUUCAUUUUGGAGGGUUUUAUAAAUCCAAAGAAUUUAACAUAGAAAAUUUGGUAACAAUUAAAAAUUUAAAAAAUACCUGAGGUAAGGAAUUACUCUUAAUGAACUAAUUGAAUAUGAUUUAAAAAAAGUUCUUUGCAUAGAAACUAAAAUCAAUUCAAUAUUAUUGGUGAGAUAUUAGUAUAAUAUUUUCCAGUAAAAGAGUCUACAGAUUCAGGGAGAUAUAUUUAUAAUUUCAUAUAUUAAUGCUCUUUAUUAAAAAGUUAUGUCUGUUCAAAAUCAAAAUACCUAUUUGUUCUUUUUUUCAACAUUUGAUAUAAUACCAUAAUGA
Molecule: messenger RNA, 505 nt
Organism: Paramecium pentaurelia
Lineage: Eukaryota; Ciliophora; Oligohymenophorea; Peniculida; Parameciidae
Source: the annotation of a GenBank genome assembly